This is a messenger RNA of Pseudoliparis swirei, 880 nucleotides long. Its product is annotated as cytochrome c oxidase assembly factor 6 homolog. Gene Ontology annotation, cellular component: respiratory chain complex IV; mitochondrion. The transcript is spliced from 3 exons. Gene Ontology annotation, biological process: respiratory chain complex IV assembly. Bases 195 to 437 code for a protein of 80 amino acids. NCBI's taxonomy places the organism in Eukaryota, Metazoa, Chordata, Actinopteri, Perciformes, Liparidae. The record is from RefSeq and is a predicted model, not a curated record.
GACGAGGAAGUCCGCGCGUCCUUCGCUGUCCUCCGCUUCAGACCCUGAACGCGGUGCUCAGCUCAGGCGUUUGGGCUUCAGUCACAGUAUUUCUCUGUUUUUUUGGGUUUUUUUAUGGAUUGACAGAAGCAAACUGCAGCGGUGGUUGGGACACAUAAAUAACGUUGGACGUUGCAGUGCUUAUUUCGGUAGCGAUGACUGCGCCAAACUCUGCGGAAAGGAAGGCCUGCUGGGACGCCAGGGACCACCUGUGGAAAUGUCUGGAUGACAAUGGAGACAAAACGGAGUCCUGCCAGAAGUUCCAGAGCGAGUUCGAGUCCAACUGCCCAGCUCAGUGGGUGAAGUAUUUCUCCAAGAGGAGAGACUUCCUGAAAUACAAAGAGAAGAUGGAGACGGAAGGAUUCACACCCGCCGCGGGACCCCGGCAAUCUUCCUGACCGCAGACUCCAAAUCUGCAGAAUUUUGGCCUCACCGAGACCAGGGUCGAGGCGCGGGGCUCGGAGAGGAGUCCCCGGACCUCGUGAUGGACGGAGGACCUGAAGUCCACCUGUGUCGUUAUUUAUUUGUCGGGGUAAAAGCUGCAUCCAGGUGUUCGAAACGAAGGAAACCGAAAGGACGAGUGGCGGAAAAGAUCCGGUCGGUUGUCUUUCACCUGAAAGUUUCAUCUCACGUUGUCAGUUUAAUAAUGUUGGAAUACUAAUGAGCCGAGCAGAACUCACUCGUAGCCAGUGGUGGCACUUCUAUGGAGUUUGGACCCAAUUCUUGAUCCAUUACAUUUGAUCAAUCGAGGCUGAUCUUUACCGACUGGCGAUACCUUUUAAUUUAGGACCCCAUUGGGCAAAAGUCUGACUUUGUUUGUAAAUAAAUACAAUGCAAACAA